Messenger RNA from Poecilia reticulata (guppy), 5412 nucleotides. RefSeq lists its product as uncharacterized. Lineage: Eukaryota; Metazoa; Chordata; Actinopteri; Cyprinodontiformes; Poeciliidae. The record is from RefSeq and is a predicted model, not a curated record.
GGGAGGAAGAGAGGGGGAGAGAGGGAGCUACGCGGAUGACACGCACACACUCUCCCUGCUUCUCACAUACGGAGGAGAGAAGGACAGAGAGGGAGACAAGAGUGGAGAGACGCGGAGCAGAGGGGAAAGCGCACGGAGAGAUCAGCGGAGAAAUGCCCGCUGGACGGAUGGAUUUUAUUCUCCCUGAGCUGUACGAGCCUUUGUAAGACAACAUGGGCUGCAUUGGAUCCCGGACGAUCACAGCAGACGCAGUGCCGGUACGGAAAGAUGGGGAUCAGCAUGGCCGUACCGAGUUUUCCUGGGAAGGAAUCAAUUUGUCUAUGGAGGAUACUACUUCUAUUCUGCCUCGACUCAAGAGGAAGUCCGCCAACGCCUACGGGAUUGGUGCCCUGGCUAAGUCCUCUCUGACAGGUGUGUCAGGUGUGACACGGUCAAUGAAGGACAAAGUGACCAAGCCCACUGCCAUGGCCCAGGGUCGGGUUGCCCACAUGAUUGAGUGGCAGAGCUGGGGCAAACCAUCGACGGGGACGAUCGGGGGCGCAGGGCGUGCCAACCUGCAGCGGGAAAAGGAGAGGAGGAUGGAAAACGAUGCUUACAGCGACCUCAGUGACGGCGAGAAGGAGGCUCGCUUUGCAGCAGGUAUUAUGCAGCAGUUUGCAAUCUCUGAGGCGACUCUGUUUGGCUGGAUGGAUGGUGACAGCAUGGGAGCUGGCUCGAACCAGGGCAGCGUCGCUCACCUGAGUGAGGUCAACCAGGAGAGUAUUACCAGCAGAGACCAGGUGCUCCAUCACUCCUCUGCAGAUGUCUGGCCUCACACCUACGUCUCACAGGGCCUGUACUGCCUGUCUUCCUCUGAUGCUUGGGACCCAAUCACCAGCCAGCCCUCGGGCGUGGUUUCACCUGCCGCGGGCUCCUACAUCAUGGCCGCCGGUGGUGGUAGUGCAGCAGGAGGUACCCCUGGAGAUGGGUAUGAGGGCACGGUUGGCAGUUACCUUCAGCAGCACCAUGCUCAACUUGCACUGCAGCAACAAAGUCAACUCCAGCAGCUACAACAGCUUCAUCACUACCAGCAGCAACAGUUUCUGCAGUACCAACAACAACAGUCUUUGGAGCACAGGAUACACAGUGGCUCCCCUUCCCUCCAAGCCACUCCGAACAGCACCAUCCACAGCCUCGGUCCUCCCACUCACCCCCGGCUAGCGGACCUGUGGGGGGCUGCGCAGGUGGAGGCCCAUCAGGUGGAGAUCGUUGGCCAGCUGAGUGCGCAGAUGCUCGACAUGGUUGGAGGGGUUGUAGAGACGGUCGGGGAGGAACCGGAGCCUGAAUCCGAAGGGAUGCUGGAGCAACAUGAAGAGGAAGAACUGACAAGGGUAGAGGAGAUAACGCUGACCUUAGAGCCAGAGCCAUGCUCUUUAACACCAUCCCCGCUGAGGGAGGAAGCCCCAACGACAAGAGGUUCAAGCCCAGGAACACCAGCGCAGCCUGCAGAACCCAUUCCAGAGAGGAUACCUUUCGAUGUCACCCCUUGCGUCGUCCAAUCGCUCGAAGAGAAAGACGAGGAGGCGGAGGAGGGCUCCAUUGUCGUCGUUUCAACAAACUGAGUCACACGGCCACAAAAAGACUAAGACUUCAAUAAUUAAUCAAGCUUCUACCCCACCCCUUCCUUCCUUCUCCCAAAUAUUUACCUUUCUAAACCCGAGUAAACGCUACUUCAGCUGGAAACGUUGGAUGUAAUGUAUACAAACUAGAUGCCAUCAACCCCCAGCCUCCCAGUUUAGCAUCAAAAAAGUGGACCUGAACAAGACUAUGAACAAGUAAUAUUAAAGGACGGGAGGGACAAGAAGUCUUACCCUGCUGGAACACAGAAACUGAAGAUAUAAUGAAUAACUAAUGUUUGGACCAACCCGACUGAUGAGCCAGGACUGGAAACCAAAUAGGGGAUAAAAGGAUGGAUGCAAAACUCCCCAAAACAGAGAGACAAAAGUGAGAGAUGAAUAAAAGGGCAAAUAAAUAAAAUAAAAUAAAAACAUCUGUGCAAUACAAUAAUUAUGGAUAGAAAAAUGGGUUGUUAAAUAAUUCAGAGUGUUUGGUUCCUGUUCCUUGGAGCAACAGAAGUCUCAGAGAGACUGUUGGAGAGCUGUUUGGUUUGCUAAUUGAUGCAUUUUGGUUGGACUGCAUUCCUGCUUAAUGCAGAGUGGAAACUCAAACCUCAGAGCAACCUGGGGCGUGCACUUUGAGUUAUUUGCAAACACACCAUCUGACCACAACCAAAAAAUGCAUGCUUUUUAACAGUGACCUAGCCCUAACAGUAUAACGCAGUAUACAAGUAAUAAUAUAACAAAUUGUUUUUUACAAUAAAAGGGAAAAAAACAAUAAACUGAUAUGUAUCUGUAUGAAUGUAAGACUGUAUGUAUGCGUGUAUGAAUGUAGCUGCUUUGUGUGUAAAAUAUAUAUUCUGGGAAACAAACUCAUAUCAGCGCUGGUUAUUUUAAGUAUGUUCUGCAUGAUGAAAAAAACAUUCAGGUUAGUAGUUCAGUGUAUUUUAGAUUCAUAUAAUAUUUCAGUAGGUUAUAUGGUAUCUAAGCUUCAGCUGUAAUUGCAGCUUCAUAUCAGACUAAGGAAAAACAUCAGGGAUUUGUUUGUAUCAAUGAAAUAUUUCUUAACAACCAACUACUUUUACUAUAAAAUAAUCGCACUCUGAAAAGUGACAAAAUUUUAAUAGUGAUGCUAUUGCUGAAUAUUAUGAUGAUAUUAUGAAAUAUUGAUCAUUGGACUUGCUACUUUCAUUAUGACGUCCUCUCUAUUCCUUGUUGGCUACUAAAAGUACACACGUCAUAUUCACGUUGCAAGGAUAACUGCUAUAUAUGAUAAACUGUGCAACUCUAAAAUCUAUCAAACCUUAUAGUGGGCAGCUGUGAUACUGUAAACAAAAGGAUAAUUUAAAUGUGUACCAAUUGUCUCUGUAGAGAUAAUGCAAAAUCUACAUUUUUUGGUUUUGUCUGCUUUCCAAUUAAUUUCUGAGGAGUAAAAUGAAUAAUAAAGCAGAUCCUUAUUAGCGCCACAGAAAAAAUGUGAAACGGUUCCACUCAGCACAUUUGCCUCAUUCAUUAACCUAAAUAUUUUUCUUGCUUCGUAAAGGCAGUAAAGUCCUUGUCUGGUCGAUAAUUUUGAAUGCUUUAGCUUUGCAAAAUCCAUAUAGAUUCAUGCUAAAUUAUCUACUUAAAAAUGGUUUCUGAAUUUCUUUACAUGUGACAGAAUUUACUUUAAAACUAUGGAUCCAUGAACGUUAACAUAAAGUGAAGAAAAAGCCAGAGCAACAUGUUGCUUUCAUUUCAUUCUUACUCUCCAGCGAUCAACACCCUGAAGCCCCUAAUUGCUCUCAUACUCAUCCGCCCUCUUCUUGUCCUCAUGUUGCUCCGAGAUCUUAUCCUGUGAGCUGCUCUAAAGCUCAACUACAGAAGUGACACUUAGAUAAUGACAUGGAAAUAGGGAAUAUAAAAUGGUAAAAUUCACCAACUCAUUUCCAAUAAAGUGAAAGAUAAAAAGACUUUUAAUAAGGAGAGAUCUGUUAUGUGGCACUUAUUGUGGCUCAGUCAUAAAUUGAAGAGCCUGGACAACCUUUAGAAGUGUCCACAGAAAGUAAGAUAUAUUUAAAAAUGUCAUUAAAAAAGCCCACUUAAUGUACAUGGGAGGAAAUGCAUUAAUUCACAUUGUUCAUUUAUGAUUUUACUUUAGACUUUGUGGGAUUACUGUGAUGCAGUACCUUAUCUAACAUUUAUUUUUGUUUCUCUGCAACAAACAUUUUGAACUUGAACAUUCACCUGCAGAUUGCUACAAAGCAAAUGGUAUUUAUGAAGGAUACUAAAAAGGCGCCUUAUUUUCAACAUGCAUUCUUCAACACUACUUCGUAUUUAUUUUUGCUUGAUUAAAACAGUGAAGUUACACAACUUCAACCGUUAAAAAUGUGUUAGUUCUUUACACUGGAGUCAUGGAUAUCAUAGCAUUGACAGUUUUCUGUAUGAAACAAAUAUGUGGAAAAGGUUUUAUAAGGUAGAAAGUGGUUACAGAGUUACAAUAUAUGCUCAGGUACCAUAUUAAAAAUUAAAUGCAUUUGUGAUGGUAGUUUCUAAAAUAACAUUUGUGUUCGCUUUUAAAUUUUUGAGACUGGCGUUGUUUGAGGGCAUCAAAAACCUGACUUGACCCCACUUUGAUUAGCUGUUAGCUUUAGCGUACGGGAGCUAAAUAAUCUCAAAUCAUACAUACAAAAUUAAGAUGCUAAAUCAGUUAUUACCCGUUUCUGGCUUUAAAACCAUACAUCACUUUAAUAGCACUCAUUUUCUGUUGUAAGCAGUAACUCAAGGUGGCAAGAACAAGAAAAAAAUGUUUUAGUCAUGCAGGCAGUUAACAUUCAGUGAAGGCAAAAUAAAUUCCAAAUCUACAUUCAAAUAAAGCUUUAUUAAUCUACUAUUUUGCAGUUAUAUGAACAUCUGGAAAACAUUUGAAUCUACAGAAACACCAAAAAAUAAAUAAGUUAAUAAAUAAAUAUUAUUACCCCAGAUAAACAGAUGAUACAAGACUUAUACAGACUGAACACCUGUUUAAGAUACAGAUACAUUUUUUAUUUGAACAUAAAAGUUGCUUAAAAAAAAAAAGAUAAAUUUAAAGACUUUUAGAACAGCACCUGAGGACUAACUUUGGGUUAAGAGAACUUAAUAGUGCAAGCGUAUAAGAUGAAAUCUGGAAAUGGUGCAUCAUAAGGACAGAUGCAUUUCAGUAAAAAUUGCAUUAGUAAGCAGACAAUAAAAUUCAGAACCUUGCUGGUAGCUGGAGUGUGGUUUGAUGUGUAAGUUAUUCUUUUCGCAUACCUUUUAUGACUAUCUGUGAAUGAAAUGACUUUGUUAUAUGAAGGAGUCCUCUAAGGUGCUAACUUUAGUUAGAACAUGCACCCAGCUUUCAAUGUGCAGAUAAACAGACUUUCAGUAACAGAAAACUGUAGAUUUCAAACACAGAUCAGCAUUUGAGAGGAAACAUAAAACCUUCUAUUCCUGAUGCAAGACACAUUUCUGUGCGACCCUUAACUUCCAGCCUCUGAAUUAAUUCAUCCUGACUGUUCAUCCUUUAAAUAUUGAAAUUAAAUUAAAUUUAAAUACUAAUUUAGAAGAUUCCCAUCUGGAAUCGUCAACAUUUUCAGAUGUCUGAAUCUCUAUCAUGUGUAGAAGUUAUACAACAAGUUAUACAACAAACUGUCAGCUGUCAUUUACUGUCAUAGAUACUAACCAUCACUUUGCUGAAGAUGCCAUAGAUGGGUAUUUGUUCUGUCCGAUUUGAUUCUCAUAAAUAUUCUCCUGUAAAUUAUUCAAAGAAGCUGCGAGUCAUUCUGGGACGUGGCUUUGUAAAAAAAAAAAAAAAAAA